This is a messenger RNA of Metarhizium acridum CQMa 102, 1728 nucleotides long. RefSeq lists its product as uncharacterized. Lineage: Eukaryota; Fungi; Ascomycota; Sordariomycetes; Hypocreales; Clavicipitaceae. Gene Ontology annotation, cellular component: nucleus. Gene Ontology annotation, biological process: regulation of DNA-templated transcription. The record is from RefSeq and is a predicted model, not a curated record. Gene Ontology annotation, molecular function: transcription cis-regulatory region binding; DNA-binding transcription factor activity, RNA polymerase II-specific.
AUGGUGAGAAAGAUGAUACUGGAGUUUCCGUGGGAAACGUUAGACCCAAGAAGUUUAGGGGGCAAAUCGAGCAGCGAGAAAGCAGAUUCGAGUCUUGGAAGUAGCGACUCCGUCGGCAAAAACGACCUCAUUCACCUCAGACUUCUCAAUCGACCAUCCGCUCAACACUUGUACGAAGGAUACUUUACUCAUUUCGAGUAUAACGUAGGCUUCUUAGACCCUGUGCUAUAUACCUUCGACUACACACGGCAAAGGUCAAGCUUCUUGUUCACCGUCCUAAUGUCAAUAUCAGCGCGGGUGUUUCGUCCAGACCUGGCCCCAGUCUUGAGAAACCAUGCGGAAACACUCCUGGGCAAAGUGUUGCUCUCAUGUGAUGCAGAGAUUGAAAACAUCUGGGCCAUCGUGUGCAUGUAUUACUGGAAAGAGCUCGGAGACAAGCGAGGCUACACGUUGAUCGGCUUCGCAAUGCGACUUGCAGCAGCGUCGGAUUGGCAUGGCGGGCGUCGAAACGCUUACACUGGGUUUGAUGAGACUACCAAUAGAAUCAAUGCUAAAUUAAGAGAGGUGGAAGCAAGAAAGCUCAGAGAUCAGGACAGAGCUUGGCUAUACCUUGGCAGCCUGGAUAGAACGCUCUCGUUCUUUACUGAUCGGCCCAUUGCAAGCAUUAUUAUUGCUCCCGACCUGGGCUGUCGAGGCUGGCUGAGAACCAGCAACCCCUGGACUUAUCCAUUUGGCGAUGCAAGAGCCAUGGCGGGCCAGGAGCUGACAGACAUCGCAAAGCCCGUACACGACUACAUAUGCUCAACUCGUACACCGCGCUCACGUUCAGACGAUACGUCGGAUCUUUCCAACGCCAUACACAAAUUGAAUGAUGAUUUGAUCGCUUGGUCCGCAUACUGGGCACCGAUAUUUGCAUCGCACGAAACCUCUGUAAAGAUUCUCGAAUCACAAAUCUACAUGUACGGAAACCAAAUCCGCACAUACUUCAACUCGAUUCUCCUACACCGCGUGCUGGAAUCUACGGGUAACUGCGUCACCAGUGAAAAGGCUACGGAUGCAAUAAGAGCCUGCUAUACUACGGCUCUGAAUGUGCUUCGGGAAGCUAUCAAUUUCGGAAAAAUGGAAGUCCUAUACUAUCUGUGGGAUACGGCACAUCUUAUGAUUGCUUAUGCUGCCAUGGUUUUGCUCAAGUUGCUGAAGCAGGCGCCGUACUGCCCAGGUGUAUCCGUACAAGAAGCUUACAGCAUUUUACAAGAGGCAGCAGAUGUCCACAGCUCUGCAGCAAGGUCGCUAUCCGCGGAAUCUGAUCAAACCGUCGAGUCCGUGUACACAGUCCCGGCUACGACCACUGUGGAAGCUCAAGCCCGACUACUGAAAUCGAUAUUAUUUAGAAUCAAGGCUGACACAAUACCGCCAAGUCUCCGUCCAGCACAUCAUUCGAGCGCUGCCAGCAGUGGAGAGGCAUUUGAUAAUUUGUUGCCACUCUUGAGUUACCAGGGCACUUCAUCCUCUUUUCCGCAGUUGCAACUACAACCUGAAAGCAGCGGGGAGGCUGUGACAACUGGCUGCAAUUCAAAUGUGGACAAUGAGUGGAAUGAAGCCCAGCAGAUGGCGGAAUUGACAAACGAAAUGGACUUGUCUCUCGACUCGUCUUUCAUCGAGAACUGGUUCACACAAGCGGGAUUACUUCCCUGGGACGAGCCGGGCAUAUUCAAAGAACCUAGAUGA